AUGCUUGUCGUUGUCAUUGAGGAGGUGUUCUGCUUUUUGAAGGAUGUCGUCGCGACUAAAAUCCUUAAACCCUUGGGUUGGGACAAGAGAGACUGCACGAACUCUGCCCGGCGUUAUGCAAAUCAUAAGGCACCGCGACGUGCUUACACCCCUUCCAUCCCAUCCUAUUCGCCAGGGACAAGCUGCAUGCGCGGACCGUUUUCCGCCUUACAUGGGCCGGGAAUGCAGCAAGCAACUGUAACGGUGGAGAGGGGGAGAACACAGGUGCGAAGCCGCGAGACACACAAGUUCACACGCUGGGUACCUUCCUGUGUCGAAAGCUCGACAGGGCUACCUAGGGCCAGCCCAAAAUAUGCCGGAGAGCGCUUCUGCACCGAAGACUUCGAGAUCCGUAGUAUUGGAUUUACCUGUCAUGCUUAUACUCAUCACCCCUGGUCUGUCCGGCAUCAUAUGCGAUCAACCACCUCAGCCGGGUACAUCGACCGAGCUCGUUCGCUGCACUGUGAGCUUCCAGAAUGA
Messenger RNA from Neurospora crassa OR74A, 519 nucleotides. RefSeq lists its product as hypothetical. Bases 1 to 519 code for a protein of 172 amino acids. The record is from RefSeq and is a predicted model, not a curated record. The transcript has 3 exons. NCBI's taxonomy places the organism in Eukaryota, Fungi, Ascomycota, Sordariomycetes, Sordariales, Sordariaceae.